Molecule: messenger RNA, 1668 nt
Organism: Nicrophorus vespilloides
Lineage: Eukaryota; Metazoa; Arthropoda; Insecta; Coleoptera; Silphidae
Product: facilitated trehalose transporter Tret1-like
Exons: 3
Coding region: 207-1622 (471 amino acids)
Biological process (GO): transmembrane transport
Cellular component (GO): membrane
Molecular function (GO): transmembrane transporter activity
Source: RefSeq, a predicted model, not a curated record
CGCACACAUACGCGAACACUUAAAUACGUAUACACGCAUACAGUCAGGACAUUCGGCGCGGCUGAUCCGUUUCAGCUUGCCUCGAAUGAAAAAGCGGGCGUCUUUAGUAGUAGCACCACAACUUCGACUCUGGAUUGGUUCGACUACUCGAGUUAUGGAUCAAACUAUUUUCAUCUGAGCCGUUUUUUUAAUACAAGAUUUGAACUAUGCAGGAUCAAGUUUAUAAUUUCGCCUGGACCACCCAGAUAAUAGCGGCGUUCGCAGCGACGAUAAAUUCCGUUUCGGAUGGGAUCCACUACGGCUGGGCAUCGCCUGUCAUCCCGAUAUUAACAUCCGGGGAUUCCCCCAUUUCCAUAACGGAAACGGACGUGCAAUGGCUGGAACUGCUGUACAUGAUCGGCGGAAUCGCGGGUUUGCCUUUAACGAUGUUUGCGGUCGACAAAUUCGGAAGGAAAAAAUCCAUCCUCCUCGCUUCAGCUAACAAUCUGCUUUCCUGGAUUCUCAUAGCCGUCGCCAACAAUGUGACCACCUUACACGUGGCCAGAUUCCUUUCUGGUCUUGGAGCGGACGUAGCUUUCGUUGCCAUUCCCAUGUACAUAGCUGAGAUUGCGGAUCAAAAAAUUCGAGGACUUCUUGUGGCUUUCAUCUAUAUCAUGUUACUAAUUGGAAUUGUUAUCUGCUAUUCGGUGGCUCCUUUCGUCUCGAUCCUUGCGUCGUCUUCAGUGGGCGCUGCGUUCGUUAUUGCUCAAUUGAUAACUUUACCUUUCAUGCCGGAGACGCCCUACUACAACUUGCUGAAAGGCAAAGAGGAAGCGGCUGAAAAGUCGCUGAAAUGGCUGCGAAGGCGAAGCGACGUUAAAGAAGAACUGGAGGAGAUCAAAGCCGCCGUGGCGAGACAAUCGUCGGAGCGGGGGAAGUUCAAAGACAUCUUCAUAGUGCCCAGUAAUCGCAAAGCUCUUAUUAUCAUGACCGUGCUGAAUGCAUCACAGCAUCUCAGCAGUAUAAGUGUUAUGCUGAUGAACCUGCACACCAUUCUCGAAGAUGCCGAAGGAAUCAUAGAGAAGAACACCUCAGCCAUAAUUUUCGCAGUUAUCAUGCUCAUAGCUACUGUUUGCGCGGCAGGAAUUGUGGAUAAAUGCGGAAGGAAACUACUAUUAGUCUCCUCCAGUCUUAUUUCCUCCGUAGCUUUGGGAUCUCUAGCAGUUUACUUAACGUACAAGCAUUUUGGCUACGACGUUCUUCCGUACAAUUGGGUUCCCAUUGCUGCAGUCUUCAUUUACGCAGCUUCCUUCAGGAUGGGUUUAGGAUCCGUGCCGAUCGUCCUCACCGGAGAACUCUUCCCCACGAGUGUCAAAGCUAAAGGCAUGACUCUCUCCGAUUUCACAUACGUCUUCUUCGGAACUAUCACCAUCUACCUCUUCCAAAUUUUGGAAAAGAGCAUCGGCAUCUACGUAGCCUUCUACAUUUUCAGUAUUUCCUGCAUCCUUGCUGCCCUUUUCACAGUCUUCUUCGUCCCAGAAACCAAAGGAAAAACGCUAGAACAAAUCCAGUUAAUCCUCAAGGGACAACCGGAUGUAGUUGACCAAAAUGUUACCAAUCCGCAAAAUAUUACACAUAUUUAAAAUAAAUCCAGUUUUAUCCCAUUCACCUUCAUUUAAAUUUCGUAGA